AUGGGGAAAGGCCGUUCAAAGCACCAGGGUCUUCCAGACCCUAUCGAGAUGUAUCACCCUCACCUUGCGAAAAAGCGCAAGGUUGACGAUGAAGACGAGAAGCCGUCGAAACGAAAGAGAGGCGAUAAAAAGUCAAAGGCUGCUCCUGUAGUAUCUGAAAAGAAGAACGGGAAGGCUGUCAAACAGGCCAAUGGGACAAAAUCGAAGCCUGCCGCCACUUUACCUGCAAAGAAAGGAACGAAGGAUUCUGCGCCGAAGUCUAAGGCGAACGGCAAGAAGGCCCCACCGCCACCAUCAGAUUCUGAUGAGGGAAGUGAUAAUGAGGAUAUGGAAUGGGAGGAUGAAGAUAAUGAAGUUCCGGAAGGGAAACUAGAUUUCAUGGGUCCCUCAGACGAUGAAGAUCUCGACUCUAACGAUGAACCUAACCUCGACUCCGACUCCGAAAACUCGGUUUACGACUCUGGUGAUGAUGAAGCCCGCCCAAUCUUCUCAGACGACGACCUUUCUGGCUCGGACGCUGAAGAGCAGCUCACAGCGGCCAACAUCGCCGGUCUAACUCGCAAACUCGACCUCCAGAUCGCACAGGAAGAGGAGGAAGCAGAGGCUGAAUUUCAAGAGCAGAUAACCACAAAUAUUGGCGCUGAUGAAGUAAAACCUUUCGUUAUCGGUGCCGCAGCUCAUGAUGAAGAUACUACCAAAUCUCUCACAUCUCUCACACCGGACCUCGCCCUCCUUCGUACUCGUAUCAACGACGUUGUCCGUGUCCUCGAAGACUUCUCCAACCUUUGCGAAGCCGGACGUUCCCGUACUGACUAUACUGAGCAAAUCAUCGCCGAUAUCUCUGCAUACUAUGGUUACAGCCCCUACCUUGCCGAAAAACUCUUCGACCUUUUCUCUCCCUCUGAGGCUCUCUCUUUCUUCGAAGCAAACGAAACCCCUCGUCCUCUAGUCAUCCGUACAAACACCCUAAAAACACAUCGAAGAGACCUCGCGCAAGUUCUUAUUAACCGUGGCGUAACUCUUGAACCAGUUGGAAAAUGGUCGAAAGUUGGAUUGCAAGUCUUCGAAUCCCAAGUGCCACUCGGUGCUACACCAGAGUACUUGGCAGGACACUACAUUCUCCAAGCCGCAUCUUCGUUCCUUCCUGUGAUGGCCUUGGCACCACAAGAAAACGAGCGCUGUCUGGAUAUGGCCGCCGCUCCUGGUGGAAAAACCACAUAUAUGGCCGCUUUGAUGAAAAAUACCGGUUGUAUCUUCGCAAACGACGCGAACAAGAACCGUGCAAAGGGUUUGAUUGGUAAUAUUCACAGAUUGGGUGUGAAGAACACGAUUGUUUGCAAUUAUGAUGCAAGGGAGUUUCCAAAGGUUAUUGGAGGGUUCGAUAGAGUGUUGCUCGAUGCACCAUGCUCGGGAACAGGUGUUAUAGCAAAGGAUGCAAGCGUCAAGACAAAUAAGACAGAGAAGGACUUUUUGAAACUACCACACCUACAAAAGCAACUUUUGUUGGCAGCGAUCGACUCGGUAGAUCAUAAUAGCAAGACUGGAGGUUAUAUCGUGUACUCAACUUGUUCGGUCACUGUGGAGGAGAACGAAGGAGUAGUGGAGUAUGCGCUGAAGAAGAGGCCAAAUGUCAAGCUGGUGGAUACCGGUUUGACGUUUGGUGUUGAGGGUUUCGUUAGCUUUAGGGGGAAGACAUUCAACGACAAGAUGAAGAUGACAAGGAGAUACUAUCCGCAUAAGUACAAUGUUGAUGGUUUCUACGUCGCAAAAUUCAGGAAGGUAGGACCUAGUCCGGCCGGAACAGCUAGCGCUGUACCAGAAAUCAUUGAGGAAGCGGAAGAGGGCAGUGGAGCCAUGGAAAUUGAUGAAGAGGGUAGUGAGAAGGAAAAGGAAGAAGGUAGAGCAAUUGACUGGUCGGAAGACGAGGAAGAUAAGAAAAUGAUUGAGAAGAAUUUGAGGAGGCAGAAGCGGAGAAAGGGUAUUGACCCUCGCGCCGACCCGUCGAAAGCCGGCCAAAAGAAGAAGAAAGAAGAAGAAGAAGCCCCCAAGGAAGAAGAUGUCAAGAAACCACAGGAACCAGAGCCGACAAAGGCAAACGGUGAAGAGAAGGAGAAAGAUAAGCUAGCAAAGUCAACCGGUGAAGAGAAGAAGAAAGAUAAGCCAGCAAAGACAAAGGGAGAUAAAAAGGAUAAACCCACAAAGAGUAAGGGCUUUGUAAGAGUAUCAAAGAAGGCGUAA
Molecule: messenger RNA, 2238 nt
Organism: Orbilia oligospora ATCC 24927
Lineage: Eukaryota; Fungi; Ascomycota; Orbiliomycetes; Orbiliales; Orbiliaceae
Exons: 1
Coding region: 1-2238 (745 amino acids)
Biological process (GO): maturation of LSU-rRNA; rRNA base methylation
Cellular component (GO): nucleolus
Molecular function (GO): RNA binding; rRNA (cytosine-C5-)-methyltransferase activity
Source: RefSeq, a predicted model, not a curated record